CCAGUCGGCCCACCUGAUACCGGACGCGUGUCCAUGGCUGCGCUAGGUCUGAGGGUAGAGCUGGACUCGCUGCUCCUGCAGCUACGCGGAGACCUCGAGGAGCUAGAGGUGAAGCGGGCGGCGUUGAACACCCGGGUGGAGGAGGGAUGGCUCUCGCUCGCCAAGGCUCGCUACGCCAUGGGCGCCAAGUCUGUAGGACCCCUGCAGUAUGCUUCCUGUAUGGAGCCCCAGGUCUGCGUCCAUGCCAGUGAGGCCCAGGAUGGACUCGAGAAGUUCAGGGUGGUGAGAGCUGGCACCCAGACCCCAGAGGAGGUGGGACCCCGUGAGGAAGGUUUGCGCAGGCGCAAGGGCCUCACUAAGACUCCAGAGCAAGAGUCCUCAGAGGGCCCCCAGGACCCUCUGAACUGGUUCGGAAUCCUGGUUCCUCACAGUCUACGGCAGGCCCAAGCUAGCUUCCAGGAUGGCCUACAGCUGGCUGCAGACAUAGCCAGCCUUCAGAACCGCAUCGACUGGGGGCAAAGCCAGUUCCGAGCAGCCAGAGCCUGGGGCUGUCUGACUUGCACUCACAGAGGCAGAGCAGCGAGCAUAGCUGUUCAGGGAUGUGGCUGCCUCAUCAGAGGCCUUCUCCCUUCACAUCCCCUUGCCCCGCCCCACCCUAGCUAA
Messenger RNA from Nycticebus coucang (slow loris), 663 nucleotides. RefSeq names its product coiled-coil domain-containing protein 115-like. The coding region runs from base 34 to 663 and encodes 209 amino acids. Gene Ontology annotation, biological process: vacuolar proton-transporting V-type ATPase complex assembly. NCBI's taxonomy places the organism in Eukaryota, Metazoa, Chordata, Mammalia, Primates, Lorisidae. The transcript has a single exon. Gene Ontology annotation, cellular component: extrinsic component of endoplasmic reticulum membrane. The record is from RefSeq and is a predicted model, not a curated record.